Messenger RNA from Strongyloides ratti, 2700 nucleotides. Its product is annotated as Hamartin family-containing protein. Lineage: Eukaryota; Metazoa; Nematoda; Chromadorea; Rhabditida; Strongyloididae. Gene Ontology annotation, cellular component: TSC1-TSC2 complex. The transcript has 2 exons. Gene Ontology annotation, biological process: negative regulation of TOR signaling; regulation of cell cycle. The coding region runs from base 1 to 2700 and encodes 899 amino acids. The record is from RefSeq and is a predicted model, not a curated record.
AUGGUUCGUAUUCAAAAUCCAAAAGUUUUAAAAAAAUAUAUUCAAAAACUUGAGUCACUUAAUGUUAAUGAAGUGAAUGAAGCAAAAGAAAAACUAAAUGAAUUUAUUGAUAAAGGUGUAUGUAUUGUUGAGUUGGUUGAUGAAUUUUUAAGAACACGUUCAUUUAGAUGCAUUGAAAUAUUAUGUAAUGUUAAAGUACCAUAUGAUAAAAUUUUAAUUGAAUCAAUAGAAAAACAUCUUGAAGAAAAUCCACAUGUUACAUUAAUAUUAUUGGUACAUUUGACACAAAAUUCUUCAACAUGGAUAUCAAAAUUUCCAUUUUAUAAUAAUUUUUUUGAAAAAAUAUUAAGAAAUUAUAUAUAUGAUAGUAUGGAUCCAUUAUUAAAAUCAGCUGGUUUAUACUUUACUUCUUGUCUUUUACCACAUUGUCCUAAAUUACCAAAAAGUACUUUAGAAUUAAUAUGUCAAAUAUUUAUUAAAUGUUUUGAAUAUCUUUUUACAAUUCUCAAAAUGGAAAAUAAAAAUGAAGAUGAUGAUAUAUCUUAUAAAUUAAAUAUUCAUUUUUCUCUUAAAGAAGCAUUUACAAUAUUUUAUGGAAUGUUUCCUAAUACAUUAGUUAAUUAUAUUAAAAAACAAUAUAAAUUAGGUAAAAUUACAAAUGAUAUUUUUAAUCAAAUUAUCGAAAAAUUCUUUUCAUCUGUAAAAUUUAAUCCAAUAUUAAUAACUAAAGAUGAAAUUGAUGAAGAUGAAGGAAUUCAUUUAAAUUUUACCAAACCACAUGAUAUUUGGAAUGAAUUUAAUAAUUUAUCUGUAUAUAAUGAAGAUUAUAAUAUAACAUUUAUUAAAUCAAAUGAAAAUUUUCUUUGUAAUGAUAGUUAUUUGGCUAUUGAUAAUUUUUUGACAAAUAAUGAUGUUAUUGAUAUUGGAAAAGAAAUUGUAUUUGAUGAAGAGAAUGAAGAAAUAUAUGACAAAGAUUUAUUUACAAUAUCAAAUAGUAAUAGUAGAAAAGUAUCAAAUGAAUUAAACAAUGCCAAAGAACAAAGAAAUAUUUUUAAUUUAUCUUCUAACAAAGAAAUAUUAGAUGAUGUAAGAACAAAAGUAAUACCUCCAAAAAAAGAUAAUAUAAUUAAAGAAUAUAAGGGAAAGGAAAUUAAAAUAUUAGAAGAAGGUUAUUUAAGUGAUUAUGAUAUUGAAUUUAUAAAUUUUCAAAAAAAACAAAGUAUUAAAAGUGAAUAUAAUUUUUGUGAAAUAAAACAAUCAAAUAAUUCAUUAUUAAAAAAUAGUAAUGAAAAUAUAUUAAAAAAAGAUAAAUGGAAAUCAUUACCAAAUAUUUUAGAAAAUUUAAAUUGUGAUUUUUGUAAAAAGUAUAAAGAAAAUAUUACUAAUAAACCUGAUGUUAUUAUAUCAAAUCUUUUUCAAAAAAAAAAGGAUAAAUAUAUGCAAGCAAGUAAAAUUCAUCAUGAAUGUCUUAUAAAUUUAGGAUUAGGAGAUCGUUUUCCUGGUAUUAUGUAUGAUGAUAUGAAAAAAAUGAUGGAAAAAUUAAAUGAAAAAGAUAAAAUAGAUGUUCUCAAAACAAGAUUAAUACUAGUUAAUCAACAUUUAUUAUUUGAAAGGUAUUCAAGAUUAAUGUACUUAGAAAGAAUUAAAUGUUUAUAUAAUCGAUUUUUACGAGAAAAAAAUAAAAAUAAAUAUUUUAAAUAUUUAGAAUUAACUAACAAAUCACUUGUUGCUGAAGUAAAUUGUCUAAAUCAAUAUAUUACAGAUGUUCAACUUGAAAAACAGAAAGAAAUUGAUAAACAAAAAGAAGAAAUGACCUUAUGGAGAAAUAAACUAAUAAAUCUUAAAAAUGAAAAUGAAGAAUUAAAAAUAAAAAUAGAAAAAUUAAAAAGAAAUAAUGAUUAUAUUCAUAAAAAUGAGCUAAGUGAUAUAGAGUCAAACUAUUUAGCUGUUAUACGUGAUCUUGAAUAUGAGAACGAAUUGUUAAAAAAUGAUAUUAAUAAACUUAGUAAUAUUGAAAAAUCAUUCAAUGAAUGUAAUGACAUAAAUUCGCAAUUGACAGAAAGGUUAAAUGAAUAUAAAUUAAAAAAUGAAAAUUUAAUUGAAGAAUCAAAAAAACAAACCAGUAAAGGUGAUGUUGAAUCUCUAAGAAAUGUUCUUAUAUGUAAAGAGGAUGAAUUAAUUAGAAUGCAACAACAAUUAAAUAAUUCAAGAAAAGAAUUUAAAUCACUUAUACAAAAAUAUAGACAGUUAGAACAAACAUUAGCUUUAGAAUAUCAUAAAAAUAAGGAAAUAAAAAUUCUUACUGCUAGGCAAGCUAAAGCUAACUCAAAAUUCAUAGAAACAUUAAAUGAAAGAUAUAAAACAAUAUCAAUAUUGAAUGAUAAACAAACAGAUUAUAUAAAAGUACUUCUUGGAAUAAUUGAAAAAAAUAAAAAACGUAUACCAACAACAAGUGAAAGUAACAAUCAAGAAUUAGUUAGAAUAUUUGAGGAUAAUUUCUCAUCUGAUAUAGGACAAUUUAGUCAAGAUAAUUUACGUGAUUCUAAUCUUCUUCCUGAAUUAAUUAAAAAUAAUACUGUUGGACAAAGAUAUUUACAAAGUCGUGGUUCUGGAAGAAAUAGUUGGAAUAAUUCAGAGCCAAAUAAAAGUCUCAAUAUAAAUAGAAGAAGAUUUGAUAGUCAAGCAGAAAAUUCUUCAUAA